AUGAUAGACAAAUUACCUCGCCAGCUCGUCGCACGCGCGAGUCCCUUUAUUCACAUGGUCCUGGCGCGAAAGCGUCUGAUCCUUUUCCUGUGUGUGCCGUUACUAUUAAUUGCUGUACUCUUUUCUGGCGCGGUGAACGUCGACAGCGAGUGGUCGCACAAGUUGGAGGGCCUCAGACCAAUAGGAGAGAGCAUACAAAAUGGCAUCAACUAUGUGGCCGGCGACGGCUCCAACUACGACAGCAGCGGCGUCGUCUACGUCCACACAAACGGCUCCUCGAACAGCUCCACCUCCUUGGGCCACGGCAGCACCAAAUACAUAAAGAGCAAGGCCUACAAGCGACCCGGCUACGAAUUGCCCCUCGGCAGCGGCAUGCCGCUUCGCAUCAUGGCCCUCGGCGCAUCGACGACGCGCGGCGACAGUCCCGAAGAAGACAUCGACAACAACGGUUUCCGACGGCCCCUUCGCGAGAGGCUGACGGCAAUUGGCAACCCUGUCAACUUUGUCGGAACCCAGCGCCUGGGAAAUAUGACCGACAACGAUAUCGAAGCCUAUCCCGGCGUCGUCACCGAGACCAUCCACAAAAACGCCAAAAACGCCGUGCCCAAGUCAAAGCCUAACUUGUUUCUCGUCAACGCCGGGUCCAACGAUUGCUUUCAGCAUAUCGACAUUGACAACUUUUACAAACGAUACGAUGCUCUCGUUGAGUACCUCUUGAACGCAUCGCCGCGGUCGACCGUCGUUAUUUGCACGCUCCUGCCCACGUGGGACGAGCGCUUCAACGGUCGAGAAGAAGUCUGGCGCGUGAACCCGCAGAUCCGAAGGCUGGCCAAGAUAUACGAGGAGGAGAAGAAGCCCGUGGUACUGGCCGAGCUCCAAGGUCCGGACGGAGUCCAGGAUGGAAACAUAGCCUCGGAUGGUAUGCACCCCGGGACUGCGGGCUACGAGAUGAUGGCCACCAAAAUGUACGAGGCGAUCGUCGAGGCAGAUGCCAAGGGCUUCCUGCAGUCCCCCGUGGCCAUCGAGGGAAUCCUCGACGACGGCGACGCGGAGAGGAAAGACGAGAAAUACACGGCCUGGGUCGAGGAGAAGGUCAUGAUGGACAAUGCGACAAUGAAGGCCCAGGAGAAGGAGAUCAACAUAAUGAAGGCGGAGCUUGCGCGCCUACGCGAGGAAGCAAAGACGCCGGGGCCCGCGCCGACGGGCGCCGUCAAGUCGGCGCAUGAGAAGAAAGACAUCCGGUUUCCCAAGCUGUUUGUCGUGUAA
This is a messenger RNA of Anthostomella pinea, 1266 nucleotides long. Lineage: Eukaryota; Fungi; Ascomycota; Sordariomycetes; Xylariales; Xylariaceae. The record is from the annotation of a GenBank genome assembly.